Molecule: messenger RNA, 355 nt
Organism: Hyla sarda
Lineage: Eukaryota; Metazoa; Chordata; Amphibia; Anura; Hylidae
Product: cystatin-B-like
Exons: 4
Coding region: 1-348 (115 amino acids)
Cellular component (GO): cytosol
Molecular function (GO): cysteine-type endopeptidase inhibitor activity
Source: RefSeq, a predicted model, not a curated record
AUGUGUCUGAAAAAUGAGCCCGCGGAGCUGACACUCACUAUGGCCUCAAAACAUGUCCCCGGGGGAGUGGGGGAGGAGAAGCCCGCCGACGACAAAGUGCAAGACCUGUGCGACAAGAUAAAACACGAUUUCCUGCACAAAUCUGGGCUUAAGACCGAAGAGUUUAAGGCCGUCAAAUACGCGAAACAGGUUGUCGCCGGAACGAACCAUUUUGUCAAGGUCUGGCUCGGAGGCGAUCACUUCUGCCAUCUGAGAAUCCACGAACCUCUACCCCACACCGGAGAGAAACCGGCGCUACACGACUACCAGCUGGAGAAGACCAAGCAUGAUCACAUUCUUCAUUUCUAGAAGGCGG